This is a messenger RNA of Penicilliopsis zonata CBS 506.65, 1413 nucleotides long. RefSeq lists its product as hypothetical. Gene Ontology annotation, cellular component: ERMES complex; SAM complex. The transcript has 2 exons. The record is from RefSeq and is a predicted model, not a curated record. NCBI's taxonomy places the organism in Eukaryota, Fungi, Ascomycota, Eurotiomycetes, Eurotiales, Aspergillaceae. The coding region runs from base 1 to 1413 and encodes 470 amino acids. Gene Ontology annotation, biological process: protein insertion into mitochondrial outer membrane; phospholipid transport; mitochondrial outer membrane translocase complex assembly.
AUGCUCGAUUUCAUGGACUACAUCCAGCUCGCCUUCGCCGAAGCGACCGGCUGGAAUGGCGAGAAUUCGUAUUCGUCGCUGACGGCGACGGCGCAGUCUCUUCUGGACUUUUCGACUCCCGAGCGUCUACGCGUCCAUCUAUCGUCUCUGUCGACCCCUCAUUUCGCAACCAGCUACACACUCGGCACAGUCGGGCUGAUCGAUGGAUCGGUCUCAUAUCUGUUUAGUACUGUGCCGUUUGAAAAUACCGCAAGCAAGAGCGCCUUGAUACCGCUUCGCAAGAUUGCUCCCGGUUACCGUCAGGUCCAACCGCCCGUCGCUCCUGUGGAAGAUUGGGGAUGGGACUCCCUGUUGGGUGAUAUCAAUAGCGUCGGCAGCGGGAACAAGAUAGACAAUGAAGUGGAAUCUACACGACGGAAAGCCACGCUUCUUCAUGCGACCUUGCAUCUGCCACCACCGACUACGCUCAAUGCGUUGUUUCUGCGUCGCCUCUCGCCGACGAUGCAGCUGUCGCUAGCUGUUUGCUCCACGCAAGGCCCCCCGCUGUCCAAAUCCGCGCCUCAGGCCUCUCUCCUGACACAGCUAUCGCACAAUACGGGCAAGUAUAGUAACGAGUACCUAUUCAGCACAGACAAUACCCUGUUCGGGUGGCGCGGCCUGUGGAAUUUCGGCCCUGAUCCGCGCAAAUCACAAGAUCAAUCGUCUGCACGCCUGUCUCUCCUGUCUGCAGGGGCGGAAGCAUAUUAUUCGCCAGUGUCCUCGCUAGUGGGCAUGUCGACAGGCCUGAGAUUCAGUACCCUCCCAGCCGCCACGGAGGGUUCUCCAUCCCUCACCGGCAACCACGGCGGUCCGAUAUCCACAUUCCCGUAUACCCUAACGUUAACGCUCACGCCGCUGACGGGCUCCCUAUCCACGACGUACUCGGUGCGUGCAUCGCCUAACCUCGCCUUUUGCUCGCGGUUCGGGUUCAACGUCUAUAGCUGGGAGAGCGAAAUGGUGGCUGGCUGUGAACUCUGGCGACAAGGCCGGAAGACGCCCGCGCGCUCCUCGCUGGAUGGUGACGAUGGCCUCGAAUGGGCCCGACGGAAGAUGCGCGGUGAAGCUCUCCCUAUUCAUGAAUCACCUUCAACAACACCUUUUGAGCCUGCUACGACUCCUCUCCUGGGCGAGAAGGAAGAUGGAGCAGGUGAAUCUGUCGUCAAGAUCCGUGUUGACCAGUCCUGGAAUGUCCGUCUGCUCUGGGAAGGCAGAAUCAAGGAAUUGUUGGUCAGCGCCGGCAUCGGGCUCGGUCCUGGUUCCUUUUCCCCUUCUUGCUCGUCUGUGCCGGCGGCCGGGUCAACCUCGAGUGCCGGUGGCGGACAUCCGCCGUCGUAUUGGCGGGGUGUAGGUGUGUCAAUUCUUUAUUCGUCAUGA